Hordeum vulgare subsp. vulgare (domesticated barley) is the source of this 4112-nucleotide messenger RNA. RefSeq lists its product as uncharacterized. NCBI's taxonomy places the organism in Eukaryota, Viridiplantae, Streptophyta, Magnoliopsida, Poales, Poaceae. The transcript is spliced from 18 exons. Bases 67 to 3609 code for a protein of 1180 amino acids. The record is from RefSeq and is a predicted model, not a curated record.
ACUCCGAUCUCUCCAAACCCUAAGCCAAUCCCUCCCCGGCGGCCCGAUCUCGCCGCCGAUCGGCCCAUGACCGCCGCCUCCACCGGCGGCUGCGACGGAGGAGGCGGAGGCGUUGGCGGGGCGUCCCCUGCGGCGCCGCGGGCCAUGAAGCGCGAGCUCGCCUUCGCCCUGCAGUCUCUCUCGGAGAUCACCGCCUCCCCCGGCCGCACCCGCUCCGGCCGCUCCCUCACCUCCCCCGCCGUCCCCUCAUCGCCCGCCGCCAAGCGCAGGAAGAACGCCAGAUCCGACCCCCCGCCCCCGGAUCUGGUCUCCCCGCCCACCCCGCCCCUCGACGCCGAGGCGCCCAAGGCCGCACCCAACCACGCCCACGAUGCCCUGCCCACCGAGGAUGCUGCCCUGGUGCCGACGCCCACCGAGGAUGCUGCCCUGGUGCCGACGCCCGAGGUAGCCUACCUCGACUCUCCCUUGGAUGCCCCGCCAACGCCCGAGGUAGCCUGCCAGGAUGCUUCAGACGCGCCGCCCUUGGAUGCGGAGGUGCUGCCCGAGGCGCCGCCCUUGCAUGCAGAGGUGCUGCCCGAGGUCAGCCACUUGGAUGCAGAGGCGCCUCCCUUGGAUGCAGAGCCCGAUGUCACCCACGACGCUCUGCCCUUAGAUGCAGAGGUGCUGCCUGAGGUCAGACACUUGGAUGUCGAGGUGCCUCCCUUGGCUGCGGAGGUGUUGCCCCUGGUCAGCCACAUCACUGCCGAGGCGCCGCCUUUGGAUGCUGAGGUGCUGCCCGAGGUCAGCCACAACGCUCCCGAGGUGCUGCCUGAGGUCAGCCGCAAUGCUGACGAGGCACCGUCCUUGGCUGCUGCGGUGCUGCCCGAGGUCAGCCGCAAUGCUGCCGAGGCGCCGUCCUUGGCUGCUGAGGUGAUGCCCGAGGUCAGCCGUAACGCUGCCGAGGCGCAGUCCUUGGCUGCUGAGGCGUCGCCCGACAAUACCGCCGAGGUGUCGCCUGAGGCCAGCCACGGCAACGACACCAUCAUGGUGGAUGCCGAGGGGCAGCCCGACGCUCAAGGAGACUUCGAUCUCAUGGGCCCCUGCGCCUUCCCGCUGACAAUGGAGAAGAAGGAGGAGGAUGGGUCCAGUGCUGCUGUCUCCCCCGGGCACCAAACGGAUGGGCUGCCUGCUCCUGGAAAGGAUGCUGGAUCUGAUGAGGAGCCGGCAACACAGGACGCAGGAGUCGAGCCCAGCGCUGCUCCUGCACAUGCAAUGCCGGAGGCCGAAGAGGGUUCUGACAUGGAAUUGGAUGCACCACCGGCUUUGCCUGAAUCCACUCCUGUGACCGCCGAGGAUGCCACAGUUGCUGCUUCCACUGCCAUGGCCGAUGAGGAUGGCGCCACACCACUUUCCACUGCCAAGAUCAAGCCCAAAAGACGCUUCAGAAGGUCACUGCUUGGACUGGACAGAGCAACCGCAGCUAGUGAAAUUAUAGGAGAUGCCUCGCUUGAUUUGUCUGCAACACCAGGGAGGAGGUUCACAAGGUCACUCCUCAAGCCAAAGGUUGAGGCGCCUCCUGCCAGCAGCCUGGUUGUUGUGCCUGAAGAGCCCGUUGACAGCACCCCGGAGACCCCUCCAUCGGUGACCAAGAUGGAGAUGAAGAUGUCCAAGAAAGUUGCCUUCCUCUCAAAGCACCCAGGCAACACCAGAGAUUUGCUCAGCACAGGACUACUCGAGGGAAUGCCGGUUAUGUACAUCAUCCCUAAUAGCAAGUUGCAGAAGCCUGUGCUUAAAGGUGUGAUUGCAGGUUGCAAUAUACGUUGCUUUUGUGUUAAGUGCGAUGGCUCCAAGACUAUCACUACAUAUUUCUUCGAACUACAUGCUGGAAGCAGCAAAAAACACCCUGCAGAGUACAUCUACUUAGCGAAUGGUAAUCGUUUGCGGGAUGUGCUGCGUGCCUGUGAAAGUUCUCCUUUGGAUUCUCUAGAUAAAACAAUCCAGUCCUGCAUUGAUCCCAUGCUUAUAAGGACCCGCAUGAAUUGUCUGAACUGCAAUGGUGAGCUACCUUCACAAGCUGAAGAACAGUUUCUGUGCCAUGACUGUUGCCCAGAGUCAAACCAACCUCAAGAUCCUACUUCCCCAUUGGCAUGCAGCAAGAGCAGUUCCAGUCUGACUCCAAGUUCCAAGGAAUCCUUGUUGAAGAGGAUGUCGGCAAGCAAAGGCGCGAGUACUGGAAAAGUAACAACAAAGGAUACGGGGCUACACAAACUGGUAUUCAAGGUUUUGCUUGAUGGUACUGAAGUAAACUACUAUGUUGACGGGCAGAAAAAGAUCGAUGGGUACAUCAAGGAUCAAAGAAUCUACUGUAACCAUUGCAACAAAGUGGUCAGUCCCUCAGCAUUCGAAGCUCAUGCGGGUGAGGGAUCAAGACGCAAACCGUAUGAUAACAUCUUCACAUCAAAUGGGGUGUCCCUGCAUGAGCUGUCAAUGAGCAUAUCAAAAGACAUGCAAUUGUCGGAACGUGAAACUGAUGAUCUGUGCAGAGAAUGUGGUCUAGGAGGGGAUAUUUUCCCUUGCAGAAUGUGUCCAAGGUCAUUUCACCCAGCUUGCGUUGGGCUGCCUGUAGUUCCCUCGGAGGAGUGGUUUUGUGAUAACUGUACCAUCCUCGUUCAAAAAGAAAAGGCUUUAGCAGCAAAUAAGAAUGCCAAGGCUGCUGGAAGGCAGGCUGGAGUCGAUUCUAUUGAGCAGAUUUUGAAGAGAGCUAUUAGAAUCGUCCCAAUCUGUGAUGACCUUGGAGGAUGCGCCUUAUGCAAGAAAAAGGAUUUUAACAAUGCAGUAUUUGAUGAGCGCACUGUGAUACUCUGUGAUCAAUGCGAGAAAGAAUACCAUGUAGGAUGUUUGAGGAGUGAAUGGCAGGUCGACCUGAAGGAAUUACCAGAAGGGGAGUGGUUCUGUUGUGAUAGUUGCUCUGAGAUACGCUCCUCUUUGGACAAGAUGAUUUCUGAAGGAGCUCAGCCUUUGUCGGAGUCGGACGUUGAUAUCAUAAGAAAGAAACACGAGUCAAAAGGUUUGGUCAUGGACGCCAAUACAGAGAUCAGAUGGCAAUUGGUUGCUGGUAGAAGUGCCACUGAAGAUGGCAACUCACUGCUUUCAUCUGCUGUCCCAGUUAUUCAUCAAUCUUUUGAUCCAAUCAUCGAAGCCCAUACUGGUAGGGAUCUAAUUCCUGAGAUGGUCCAUGGGAGGAGACCUAAGGAAGGCAUGCCAGGCCAAGAUUACAGCGGAAUGUACUGUGCAGUCUUAACUGUAGGUUCAACUGUUGUGUCGGCAGCACUUUUGCGUGUCAUGGGAGGUGACGUGGCUGAACUGCCACUGGUUGCUACAAGUAUGGAUCUUCAAGGACUGGGCUACUUCCAAGUGUUGUUCUCUUGCAUCGAAAGGCUGCUAGUUUCGCUGAAGGUGAAACACUUCAUGCUUCCGGCCGCCCAUGAAGCUGAAGCCAUCUGGAUGAAGAAGUUUGGCUUCUCUAAAAUCCCUCAGGAUCAGAUGGAAGCUUAUCUUAACGGGGGACACCUCACCGUAUUCCAUGGAACCUUGAACCUAUACAAGGCCAUUCCAUUGCCUGAAUCUUAGCAUGGACGUCGAAGCCGCCCUUUUGCUUAAUGGAUAUGCUCAUCAGACAUGUUUGUCAUUUGAGGCUCUGCUGGUAACUGUACAUAAUAAGAUGAUGAAGCAUGGCGAAAAGAUGGUAACAAUUACUGCAAAAUCUAAAAGGGGAGCAUACAAGAUACCAGAAACAACCGGAAAUGUUUGAUGAAGAUAGAUGUGGAGAUGCUGGAACAGGGGAAAGCGGUGAUUCUCUGCCGGCUUUUGUUUUCGUUUUGUACUUUUACUAGUGCGUUCAGCUGAGCCGCCAUGCCGAGAAGCAAGCGUUGUUGCUGUUUUCGAUGAUGUACAUGCCUGGCCGUCUCAGGAACUGCAGAAUUUUGAUGCGAUGCUGUCUGUUGGGUUGCGGAGGUUUUGAAAUUUUGAUCUGUUCAUUGGUGGGGUGGCGCGUUUGUAAGGAAAUGUUGGUUCUGUCGGUCUGGGUGUUGAAUUUUGAUGAGAAUUGAGGAGAGAUGCGGGGGUUGGAUAAA